Clonostachys byssicola is the source of this 6213-nucleotide messenger RNA. Lineage: Eukaryota; Fungi; Ascomycota; Sordariomycetes; Hypocreales; Bionectriaceae. The record is from the annotation of a GenBank genome assembly.
AUGGCACGCAGCUUUAAAGAUGAUGUCGAUAGCGAUGAACAUCCCAUCGUGAUAAGUCGCGACGAUGUCAGUGAUUACAAUCCAGGCCAAAUAUUGCCACAACCGGAGAAAACCAUCAAUCAUAUUCGGGCCUGGCUCCAGCCCACCCAAUAUGAGAUUGCUGGAGGCGAAUAUCGCAAACAUCUGGCCACCCAUGCAGCCGGCACGGGAGCCUGGCUGACCUCGAGCGCUACGUACAAGCAAUGGCUGCAAGAUGAUCAGCACGGGCUGUUAUGGAUCAAAGGCAUCCCUGGCUCGGGGAAGUCUGUUAUAGCAGCCAACCUCAUUGACGAGCUAGGAAGGGAUAAUCCUGGAUCACCGGUCCUCUUCUUCUUCUUUCGGCAGAUCAUCCAAGCCAACCACAAGCCCGACGCUUUACUCCGUGAUUGGAUUCAUCAGAUUUUGAGCUACAGCCCGCCCUUGCAGAAGAAACUCAAAUCGGAUAUGGAGUCACGGAGCCUUGAAACCGUUUCUAUCGACGAAUUGUGGCAGAACCUUUAUAUGGCUCUUUCCGGAAUCUCAGGAAGAGUUUUCUGCGUCGCUGAUGCUCUUGACGAAAUCGAUCAAGGCAAUGACUCAUUCCUCACGUCUCUUGCAUCGCUAGGGACGUGGAGACCUGAUAAAGUCAAGGUUCUCAUCACAAGUCGCCCUGUCCCGACUGUGGAGGGACCUUUGAGAAAGUCUCCUGCUCUUCAAAUCCGUCUUCAGGAGGACUUGGUUGAUAUUGAUAUACGAACCUAUGUCCAGUCCACUCUUUCCAAGUCCGCGAUCCCGAAGAGCGAUUGGAAGACUAUCAUCGAUGCUGUUCCUGGCAAGGCCAAUGGUCUAUUUCUCUAUGCAAAGUUAGCUAUGGAUGCUUUUCUAGAGCCAGGCGCUGAUAUCACCCUGGUCCUAUCAAAAUUACCUGUGGAUUUGAAUGUCUUGUACACAGGCCUUCUCAGAGACCAUUCCCAUCGAUCUGGGGUAGCAGAUAGCACUCAACGAUUGAUUCUCCAGGCUGUCACCCACGCCAGGCGACCUCUGAGGCUGCUGGAGCUAGCUGAGAUGGUCAAGAGCAAUAAUCCGGAUGGCCAAACACUCGAUCUGAAAGAUGCGAAGAAUCUAAUUCGGGCAGGUUGUGGCCCCUUGCUGGAAAUACUGGCAGAUGAGACGGUGUCCGUUAUUCAUCACUCUUUUACGGAGUAUCUCAAAGGAACCACUAGAUCUCAAGACAGUUCCGGAUAUCCCAUUCUCGAAUCAGGACCCUCUCAUACUCAGUUGGGGAUUGCUUGCCUAAACUAUUUGACUACCGAGAACUUGGAACCUGCAGCGAUGGAGAAUGAGAAGCCAGAAGGCUUCAUGAAUCGACACAUUCCACUGAAGCCUAUCAGCAAUGACACUAAUCUGCGCUUGAGGUUUCCAUUCUUCGAUUAUGCUGCAAGUAACUGGUCUCAUCAUAUCAAGGCAUCUGAAGCUGCUGGAGAAGACCAGGCACAAAUCAACCUCAAGAUCCGCCAAUUUCUAGACGACGAUAAAAGAAUUGAGGCAUGGCUGCAGGCCAAGUGGGGAUACUUGACGGAAAACGUCACGCAAGUUCAUAUCGCUGCUAAGCUUGGGUUGUUUUCCUAUCUCCAAGAGCUUCUUGAAACCAUACCACCAGACGAACCAGAUUCCAGCGGGAAAACUCCAAUUUGGUGGGCGGCUCACAUGGGCCAUACAGAUAUCGUCAGGGAGCUGAUCAAGCUUGGAGCAGACCCAGACCACGACGAAUCAGUCAGUGGGUUAAAGCCACUGCAUGAGGCCGCAAAAAGAAAUCACGCAGAAACUGUAACGGCACUCCUAGAGGCUGGGGUGCACCCCCUUACGGAGCAAACUGGUGAGGACUCUGAAUACGCGUGGGACCAAGCGCCAAAGAAAGCAGGACAUACUGCUUUCAGUUAUACUGUUGAGAAUGGUCACUUGGAGGCGGUGGAUGCCUUUUUGCCUUUCAUUAAAGAAAUCAAGAUCAUUCAACAACACGUCAUGUUGGCGGCUUCCAGGGGUAGAGCCAAAGUGGUCGCUCGACUUCUUGAAGUUCCUGGAAUCAACGUCAACGAUCGGGAUCACGGGUGCACCGCACUGCAUGCUGCUUGUAGCUGUGGGGACCCUGAGACGAUGGGUUGCCUUUUGAAGGCCGGGGCAGACCCUAACAAUCUCUUCGAUAACAAUGAUGGUAGAAACGUCCUUCAUAUGCUACCUAGGUCUUCGUAUGAGAUCUUUGACAUAUUCCCACUUCUCGUCCAGGCGGGCAUUGACAUUCACGGACGUGACUCAUAUGGAAGGACUCCUCUACAUGCCACGAUCGAAUCUCCAGUUUUGACACGACUUCUACUUCAAGCUGGAGCUGAUGCUAAUGCAGCUGACAAUGAUGGAGCGACACCCCUCCACUGCGUCCAUAAUAUAGAGUCCAUGUGCCUACUUGUCGAGGAGGGACACGCGGAUAUCAAUGCUGCCAGACGCGACGGAGGAACUCCUCUUCAUGCCCUGCUUGUGAAUUGUCGUAGUGAAAUGACCGCCAGGUUCCUAGAAUAUGGUCCGGACUGCACUAUCGUGGAUGGAUAUGGCAACGGAAUGCUCCAUACCGUGCUAACGGCUUACCGUGUGGAUAAAGAUAUUGUCGAGUCGUUGUUGAAGCGGGGGGUUGACCCCAACCUGAAGAACGACGGAGGGCUCACACCUAUGCUCUCCGCCGCCGGUAAUGACUUGGAGGAAGAGAUUAUAGAUCUCCUCAUCCAAGCAGGUGCUGAUAUAUCUGCAACAGACGAUCGUGGGGGAAAUGUACUUUUCCGGCAGUUUGAUAUUUACCUUGGUGGAAGAAGCGGAAAACUCGACACUUGGGUUAAGAAAGGGGCACCGACGAUGAUCCGGGAUCGAAAGGGUCGCACUCUUCUACACGCAGCUGUAGGAGGAUGCGAAUACAGUUACAACAUAUCAGACCGAAUUGACCCAGUUCUUGGGCUCGGCCUUGAUUCAAACAGCGUUGACUAUGAUGGAAACAGUCUAUUGCACGAACUCGCUCGAGUUCAUUUAAACCACUACAUAGGUCAUAGCCUGGGCCUGGUUUCCCACUGGGAAAGGUUAUUAAGUCUCGGGCUGGACAUCGACCAGGCCAACUAUGAUGGACUCACUCCUCUGCACAUCCUAUGCUCAGCAGUCCCAUGGGACGAUUCCCCGCCGUCGGAAACGUUGAUGCCAAUCGACUUCGUGAUUUCGAGGGUGAAAAACGUGGACACAACGGAUAAAUACGGUGCUACGCCGCUCCAUCGGGCUGUUACCAUUGGUGAGGUGUACACCAAAAGGCUUCUUGAAGCUGGCGCGAACCCGGCCAAAGCCACUCGUCAAGGUAUGACCCCACUGCACCUUGCUUCCAAGAGUAGACAGAGCAACGUAGUAGGCAUGCUACUGGAAGCCUUGAGAAGCAGAAGCCCGUCAUCCGCUCUGCCUGUGCUGGGAGUAGACGCUGUUGUGUUUAAAGUAAUAGGCAGCCAUGGUUAUGACCCGAACAAUGCUCUGGAUGCCUACCCUACCACUCCGCUGUUUUAUGCCUGCCGAUCCGGAAGGCCAGAAACGGUAGCACUUCUUCUUGAAGCUGGUGCGGAUAUAAAUAAAGGAAAUGUCCUGCAUGCAUGUGCUGGCUUUGAAAGAGAGAAUGAGUUGUGGCAGGGUCUCCCGGAAGAUUCACGCGGAGCCCAGAAACAAAUGCGUCUCACGGUGAUGGAUGAAACGAUCGUCUUAGGUACAAAAUGCUUACUCACAUUGGAUAAGCUGCAAGUGGACGAAACUGUUCGAUUGGAGGAGAUUCUGGAUAUGCUUGUUACGCACGGGCUUGAUCCGGCUGAGAUUUCUCAUGUUGAUUGCUGUGACCAGGCAGAAGAUGAGAUUGCUAAAAUGGAUAAUGUCGUGUACAAGCAUGACCAACUCGACAAGAAUAGCAGUUUUAUUGACAGGGCUUUCUUCCACCAGGAAGACUAUACAGGCGCUUGUUUCAGGGCCACUUGCUAUUCAGCCAAAAAAGAGAAGGAAUUUUCUAUCAUGACUGCCCUUGAAAAUCUGCACUCCUCAUCAAAGAAUGCGGCUAUUCUGGCAUUGAGAUCUCCUGAACUAAUCAAAAAUGGGGAAGCCUAUCCAGAUACCCUCAUAUCCUUCUUGCGUAGAAGGGAAUAUCGAUUGGUUGAGGAGAUGGCGAGACUGGAUGUACAGUUCUUGCCAUCUUUUCCCCGUGAAGAAUCGAAAUUUUCUAUUCUUGUCCAGAAUGGUUAUUUCUCUCUUGUUGAGAGAAUUGGUGCGAUUGUGGCAGAAAGAGAGAUGGGAAGGGGAAAUUGGCAUGCCUUUGGCGACACGACACGGCCAGGGCUUUGGCUCGCCAACCGGGGUAUUAUCAAGGAAGAUGAGAUCGUGGGCUCUGUUCUUCCUUUUUUGACCGCAGCUGUUAUGAGGGAGCUACCCAACAUGGAGGUUGUCAAAUUGUUGGUGGAAAAGUUUCACGUCGAUGUCAAUGAGCUGGUUUCCGUUGAUGACCUCGGCGCCGAGUUUUGUGACGGCGGCACGGCUGGGGAUUCCGCUCUUCAUACAGUGUCCCUCGGCUACCACUGGUGGCAUGUUCACCAAGCAUUGCCUUAUUUGCUUCGGUCGGGAGCUAAUAUAGACCUCCAAAACAAUAAGGGGCAAACAGCCCUUCAUACUACUCUUGGGAGAUAUCUGGACCAGCCUUUUCAGCGGGAUGCUGCGCGACUGCUGAUUGAAGCAGGGGCAGACGUCAAUGCCGUAGAUGAGUCAGGGGCGGAUUGUCUUGCUUACGCUCAUGGCGACUAUGAGAUGAGCAAGCUUCUCAUCUCUCGCGGAGCAGUUGUGACAACAGAAUCGAUAUUCAGAGCAAUCGCCGCUGAGAGCGCGCCCACACUUCAAGUCCUCCUGUCGGGCGGUAUUAGUGCCAACACACGUCGCAAACCACCACCUGAAGAUGUAUUGGCGUCUGAACGAAAGAGCCGUUUCUCUGGAGAAGGAGUCGGUUGGUCCUCGUAUGAUUGUGAAGUAGAAGAUCACGAGGAAUUCCCACUAUACUACGCUGGAACGAGGUGGCGAGGGGGGGUGAGGGGCGGACCGGAAACAUUGCGAGUCGCAGAGCGCGUUUUCGAAAUGGUGCAGAUGCUGCUUGACCACGGGGCCGACCCAUUUGCCAAGUUCUUGACCCCAAGCCCAGUAACCUACGGUGAUACAGCACCUGAGAAUUUCCGAGAGGCCACAGUUUUGCACGAAUUACUGCAUCUCCGUCAGGCGAUUGACCCUUUCUUCCAAAUCCCGCAGCUCGACAUACAUCGUCGAGAUGCCAGGGGGUGGACACUCCUUCUUGCAGCCUGUUCAGGCUUGCCGGAUAUCCCACUCUCCUGGAAGCAACAGAAAGAUAGCACAGAAGAAAUGGUAACGACAUUUCAAAAGCUGUUGUCAAUGGGUGCAGAUCUGGAAGCUCUGGACAACGCGGGUCGGAAUGUUCUCCAUUUGAUGAUCGGCCGCGGCGAUAUCAUGGGAUACAAGGAUCCGAGGGAUUUCCAGAUAUCGCUAAUUGAAAGCGUCCGAAGGGCACCGCAGCUCAUGAACCAGAAGGAUAAUUCUGGCAGCACCCCUCUCCACCUCGCCGUAAUGCGCAUGGUUGAGAGAUCAAUUCAUCACCACCGUCGAGAUAAACCUAUACCUGCUGAAAUGCUCAUAUCUGCUGGAGCUGACUACUUGGCCACCCACAAACAUGGCAACAGUAUUCUUCACCUUCUUGCUGCCGGGCUUCGCACAAAGGAUGAGCGUGAACUGUUCGAAAAGAUGGUGCAACGGGGAAUGGAUGUGAAUGGGCGGAAUGAGCAGGGAGAAACCCCGUUGUUUCUAUUUUGCUGCAAAGACACUCUUCCGGAUCGGAUAGAGGGGUUUAAAUACCCACCAAAGGUCAUUCCAAUGUUCAAAAGACUAGGCGCGGACUUGUUCGCCACAGACAACAAGGGAAGGGGGCUUCUGCAUGCUGCUGCAAGUGGCGAAGCCGAGCUUUUCAAGGAGUUGCUGGAUUGUGGGUUGGAUGCUAGCUUGGAGGACGACGCGCAGCAGACACCGCUUGACAUGGCUGCGGCGUAUGGAAAUCUUGAGGUUUUAAAGAUUUUCGAGAAGAAUAUGUAG